Arabidopsis arenosa is the source of this 2532-nucleotide messenger RNA. Lineage: Eukaryota; Viridiplantae; Streptophyta; Magnoliopsida; Brassicales; Brassicaceae. The record is from the annotation of a GenBank genome assembly.
CAACACACACAAUCUAAAGAACAUCCUCUAGACAGAAAAAAAGAAAUUAGAAAAACAAUGAAGUCCUCUUACGCUUCUUCCUCUGAUGAUCUCCACGCUUUGGUCAAUGAGAUCAAGAGAGAAAUUCAGUUGUCCAACAUUAAUCUUGAUCCUUACUCAUUUGUCUCUCCUUCAGCUUACGACACGGCUUGGUUAUCCAUGAUCGAAGAAGAAAACAACGUAGGUGAUGAUGAGCUUAAACCGAUGUUCCAAGAUUGUCUAGAUUGGAUUAUGUGCAAUCAAAAUGCCAGAGAAGGUUUCUGGGGAAACUCCGGAAGUUAUACUACGGUGGCUGAUGCCGGAGAUGAAGGCGGCGAAGAGGACAUGUAUAUUCUCAGUUCCACUCUUGCUUGUGUUGUAGCACUUCAGAAAUGGAACACUGGGUGUUUUCAUCUCCACAAAGGAAUCCUAGAGCUUGCUCAACAACUUGGCUUACAUUUUGUCUUCUCUAGUCGCUGCAUCGAUAUGAUCAAAGGGAUGUUUUAUCAACGCCAAGAGAUUAUCAAAAGAGAAAAAUUGGUGGAUGAUUGUAACUACAAACCUCUAUUGGCCUAUUUAGAGGUGUUACCAUCGAAAUUAUAUGUCAAAAAUCAAGAAGAAAUCAUCGUUAAGAGUCUCGACAGUAUCGAUGGCUCGUUGUUUCAGUCGCCUUCAGCAACUGCGUCAGCGUUUAUGCUCACUCGCAACUCGAAAUGUCUAGCUUAUCUUCAAAAUCUCGUUCAAAAAUGCCCUAAUGGAGUGCCACAAAAGUACCCUCUCAAUGAAGAUCUCAUAAAACUCUCCAUGGUUAAUCUAAUAGAGAAUACUGGUUUAGGAGAGUUCUUCGGUGUAGAGAUUGAACACGUUCUUGAACAAGUUUACAGAGCCACGGAUCUCAUGUUUCCGGGAGAGCAUGAUCUUGAAGAAGCAAGAGAAUAUACUCGGAAUUUACUCAAGAAAAGUCGGUCCAUUAAUGAAAAAAUGAUUGUGCAUGAAUUAAGUACUCCAUGGAUAGCUCGACUCAAACACCUUGAUCACAGGAUGUGGAUUGAGGACAAGAACUCAAAUGCCCUCUCAGUCGAAAAAGCCUCUUUUCUAAGACUAAAUAGUGCGUAUAGCAACAAACUGACUCAUCUUGCCGCAAAAACCUUCGAGUUUCGACAAACCAAAUAUUGUCGCGAGCUGGAGGAAUUGACAAUGUGGGUAAAGAAAUGGGGACUUAUUGACAUUGGUUUUGGUAGAGAGAAGACAACAUAUAGUUACUUUGCAACUGUGACUUCGUUGCCCUAUGAAUAUGCCAUUAAAUUUGGUAAGCUUGCAGCAAAAAGUGCCAUCCUCAUCACAAUUGCCGAUGAUUUCUUUGAUGAAGUAGCUUCUUUCAAUGACCUGGAAGCUCUUACUAAAGCAGUUUUAAGAUGGGAAGGAGAAGAGCUUAAAGGUUACGGCAAGAUCAUUUUCAGAGCACUUGAUGAUAUUGUAAGAGAGACUGCAAAUACUUGUCGUACGCACCACAAAACCGACAUAAUCGUCCAUCUUCGCAACAUCUGGGGUGAAACAUUUGAGUCGUGGCUGCGUGAAGCUGAAUGGAGUAAGAAGGGACACACAGUGUCGAUGGAAGAAUAUAUUCGAAACGGAAUGACCUCAAUCGCAGCACACACCAUUGCUCUUUCCAUCUCAUGUCUCAUGGAACCUUGUUUUCCCCAAAACAAACUCAAACAGGGAAAUUACGACAACAUAACUACAUUGCUCAUGAUCAUAUCUCGACUCUUAAAUGAUCUACAAAGUUAUCAGAAGGAACAAGAACAAGGGAAGAUCAACUCCGUGCUGCUCCACUUGAAGAAUCAUCCAGGUCUCAAGAUUGAGGACUCGAUCGCUCAUAUUGAAAAGAUAAUCGAUUCAAAAAGAAAAGAGUUUAUGGAGCAUGUACUAGUUGAUGGAAAAAGUGACUUGCCGAAACCGGGCAAAGAGAUUCACAUGUCUUGUUGUAAAGUCUUUGAGAUGUUUUUUAACAAGAAGAACCGUUAUGAUUCGAACACGGAGAUGCUUCAAGACAUUAAGAAGGCUCUCUAUGAUCCCGUGAAUGUUUAUGAACUAUCAGAGAUCGAGCCUAUGCCACUAAUGACACAUGGUGAUGACAUUAUGAUUCUUCCUUUGCUUUUGAACAGUUUGCCAAAUAUUCUUGAAUUUAAGAGGAAGGACGAAUACGGAGCAAUGAAAACAUCUAUGUGCUUGGGAAGAACUUAUAGUGUUCAUAAACGCGUUAUGGCCUCACAGCUUGAUGAUCAACAGAAGCCUCUCAAGAUUGUUGCCUCGCAGUGGAAACCGGUACCAAUGAUGCCAUCAAUAUUCGCACCAUGCUUCUACUAAUUAAUUUCGUAUCGUUAUAUAUUAUCUAUAUAUAGAUUGGUGAUUCUUUACAUUUGGUAUAUGUAAAAUAGUUUGUGUUUUUUUUUCUGUGUGCAAAUUGUUAUGACAAGUGUGAUUGUGAAAGAUUAAGAAAGUAUGUUGCUUUCA